AUGUGCCGUAACGAGCAAGCUGGGAUAGAGGCUUCUGAGGUUGACAAUGCUUGGGAGAGUUUACAAGUAUAUGGAGGGAAGGAGGCGAACUCCCGACGCAGUUAUUUCUGGUUGAUCUUUCACUCUGCGGACUUUUGCUAUCAAGGAAUGAUCAUCACCUCAAGGAGGAUUUCUAUAUCGGAGAAAGAUAUUGCCAGUAACCCGGAGAUCCAUGAGCUUCAUUCGUUGGAGUGGGAGUCAAGGAUCGACUUCAUGUAUUUCCUAAUUAUGGUCUAA
Plasmopara halstedii is the source of this 276-nucleotide messenger RNA. RefSeq lists its product as uncharacterized. The transcript has 2 exons. Bases 1 to 276 code for a protein of 91 amino acids. Lineage: Eukaryota; Oomycota; Peronosporomycetes; Peronosporales; Peronosporaceae. The record is from RefSeq and is a predicted model, not a curated record.